Molecule: messenger RNA, 1822 nt
Organism: Alternaria rosae
Lineage: Eukaryota; Fungi; Ascomycota; Dothideomycetes; Pleosporales; Pleosporaceae
Exons: 2
Coding region: 400-1548 (382 amino acids)
Source: RefSeq, a predicted model, not a curated record
GUGGGUAAGGCUAAGACCGAUUCGGGCUUGGUGUUGCCGACGCGAACGUUUCACAGCGGAAUUUCCACCACCAAACGGCUGUCAAGCCCUCGGCGCCCUGUCAGAACUGUUCAUUCCUACGAGUACCGCUCGCGCGAUACUCAAUAUGGGUGCGCGCGUUUCCAAAAUAUUGACAUGCGAUGCGUUCACGCCGUCUAGAUGCCGGGCAAUGAUUUGCAGGUGUAUGCGUCGAGUCAAGCAGCGUUCUUAUAUGGGCUGCUGCAUCUCUUCCUGCUGGUUUGUUCGUGUUGUUCAUUCGCUCACUACUGUCAUUCAUUCAUUGCUUUCGUAGCAUAUACAUUCGUUUUCAUCAACAUACAGCCGGUCUCUGUUUUUUACCUUUGAACACAUAACUUCAAGAUGUUUGCCAAGACUACUCUCAUGAGCGCGUUUCUCAGCGCUGCGUCUGCCGAGAUGAUCUGGGACGGUCGCUUCAAUGACUAUGCCUCCUCCGCCGACAUCGCCAAGUGGUCCUUCGCCAACCCUGUCGGCGCCUACCAGUACUACAUUCACGGCUCCGGCCCCGUGACCGACUACGUCAAUCUUGACACCACCUUCAAGAACCCCGCCGACACUGCUUCCAAGCAGGGUGUCAAGAUCACCAUCGACGAGACCGCGAAAUGGAACGGCCAGACCAUGCUGCGUACCGAACUCAUUCCUGAGACCAAGGCAGCCAUCAACAAGGGCAAGGUCUACUACCACUUCUCCAUCAAGACUGCCGCCGAGAACGCCCCGACGGCCACCAACGAGCACCAGAUCGCUUUCUUCGAGUCCCAUUUCACUGAGCUCAAGUACGGUGCCUCGGGCUCGUCCAACACCAACCUGCAAUGGCAUGUUGGCGGCGUCUCAAAGUGGGACGUUGAGCUCGUUGCCGACGAAUGGCACAACGUUGCCUACGAAAUCGACUUCGAUGCUGGUUCGGUCGCCUUCUGGCACUCGACUGGCAGCGAUGAGUUGAAGCAGACGGCCGGACCCUUCGAUGCUAGCACCUCUUCCGAUGGUAAGGAUUGGCAUCUUGGUGUUCUGAGGCUGCCUGGUCAGGCCGACAAGGACGGUGCUGAGGAUUGGUUCUUCAGCGGUGUAUACAUCGAGGACGGAGAGCUUACUACCAAGAUUGGUGGUGGAGCUGCAGGUGCGGCCCCCGAGAAGCCUGUUCCUACUACGAUGUCCAAGGUUGUCUCUUCUGCCGCCCCUGCUGCUACUUCUUCCAAGGCGGCUGCUAGCUCUUCCGUCGCUGCCGCUGAGACUCCUGCUGCUUCUUCGAGCGCCGUGGUCUCUUCCACUGCUGCUGCUUCUUCGGUCGCUGCUCCUAUCAAGACCCCGGCUGCAUCCUCGUCUGUCGCGGCUACCAGCGCUGCUCCUAUUGAGACUCCUGUCACCUCCGCUACCUCAUCUGCUGCCCCCGUAGCUAAGCCUACUGGUAGUGCUGGCUCUGACGCUGUUCUCCCCGAGGAGUUCACCAUCGCCCAGUUCGUCGCUUGGCUCAAGGCCAAGACUGGCAAGAACUAGGCACGUGUCCAGCGUGAGUGCAGCUCCGAGUAAUCAGCCAAUUGGCAACCCAUACAUUCUUGUAGAUAUUAUCCAUUCUUGUUAGCUGUCACAAUAUACUGUCCGCAGCUCUUAUUUUAUACCUUGGUCCCAAUGACAUUGGAUGGUGCUGUCAAAAUUUCAGGUCGGCUCAUUUCCUACACCAUCGUGAACAAGUUCGUUGGCACAGCCGCAUUGAAGUUCAGUUGUUUCAUCCGAUGUUGUUCUUUCUUUUCUCUAUUCUCUCCUUAACGCC